AUUGGCUUUAAAACCGUUUCACCAUCUGGUAACACUGUAGCCAAAAUAAAAGGGAAAUAAUUUUGUGACACGGAUACGACGAAAUGGAUUUCGGGGCGCUGCUGCACUACGCGAAGAAGAAAAACGAUGCGGCCACCAAGGACGAGGCCACCGGGCAGGGCAAAUACUACAGCACCAAGUAUGCGCCGCCCAAGAAGGAGUCCAAGGAGUCCAAGCAGCUGUCCAACAACAUCCAGAAGUUCCUGCGCAAGAAGGAGGCCGAGGAGGCGGAGCGAAAGCGCGAGGAGCGCCAGAAGCUCAACGAGCUGAUGGCCAAAAGGGACGAAAAGUCCAAAAAUAAGAUAAGGAAAAUGCUCAAGGUGACCAAGUCGGCGAAUAAGUCGGUGCUGGAGGAUGCCAAGGAUGGGGGCGGCGAUGGAGGAGACGCUGCCCACGAGGCGGGCGAAGGGCAGGGCGAUGACUAUGGCUAUGUGUCCAACGAGGCGAAUGCCUUCUACGAAAAGUACAUCGAGAAGGUGCGCGAUGUGCAGGAGGACAAGGGCUUUGCGCCCAGCCGACCGCAAUCCCUGCGAGAUCUCUCGGGGACCAAGGAGCGCGUCAAGGCGGCCAUCACCAGGGAAAGGGAGGAGGCCAGGAGUCACACGCGUCAGAGGAGCAGCAAUAGCACUCCCUCUUCCAGCAGCUCCUCCUCCAAAUCCAAGGAUCCCAGCGUGGCCCGCUCGUAUAGCACCUCGCGUACUCUGUACGAUCCGGAGGCCGAGCGGCGGGAGGAGGAGCGCAAGAAGCGGCUGGAGGAGGAGCAGCGCAGGGCCAAGGUGAAGCGACCAGCUCAGCCGCCGCCCAUGGAUUUCCAGGCCCUGCUUCGCCUGGCCGAGAAGAAGCAACAUGAACCGGUCGUUUUUGAACCCGAAAAGAAGAAGGAAACGGAGCGCCUGCUGUCCGCCAGGGAGAAGCGCGAAAUGGAGGAGCGACAGCGGCUGAAGGAGCAGCGCGCCCUGCGCGACAAGAUGCGGGAAGCGGAGCCAGCCAAAGCCGCAACCAAUCGCAUGGAGCCCAACGGACGCAUACCCAAGCUGAAUCAAGGGAAGCCGGCGACGAAUCCCCCCAGUGAUGGCUUCAAAAAACCCUCAGCAGCGCCAGCGAAGGGCAGCUCCAGCUCCUCUAGCUCCUCUAGUUACAAUUCCCAUUCCUCUAGCAACCGCAGUCCCGCCUCAAGUACAAAACCCGCCGUCGCCGCUAGUAAAACAGCUCCCUCCGCUAAGCCAGGAGUAACUGCAUCCGCAGCGGCGGCGGGUAAAAGCAGCUCCAGCAGUUCUAGUAAAGCGACCGCUCCAACUCCCUCCAAAAAUCCCUAUGCGGCGGCCAUUAAAAACGGAGCUGUGCGGGAGUUUCCACCCAGGGAUCGACCUGCUGCUGCUCCUGCUGCUCGUCCAGCUGCUCCGGCGGGCAAAACGCGACCAUUUCCGCCAGCAGAUGUGCAGAGAUCCUCAAGCGGCAGGCAGUUUCCACCAGCGGAUGUCCAGAGAUCCUCGGGCGGCAGGCAAUUCCCGCCAGCGGAUGUCAAGAGACGGAAACCACAAGAGCAGCCGGGCAAUAAAAGACGCAUUUACGACGACGAGGAUGAGGACGAGUACGAUUCGGAGCUGGACGACUUCAUCGAUGAUGGCGACUGCGAAGAGGAUAUAUCGUCGCACAUUCGCGACAUUUUCGGCUAUGAUAAGCGGCGAUAUCGCGGACUGGACGACGAUGACCGGGGAAUGGAGUCCAGCUUUGCGCAAAUGCAGCGCGAGGAGUUCAUCAGCAAGAAGCUGGGAAUGCAGGAGGAUCUGGAGGAUAUGCGCAUGGAGGCGGCGCACAAGAAGCAAAAAAUGGCCAAAAAGCGAUGCAAGCGCAUCGACGACGACGACGAUGAUUAGUUCGCUGUCCUGCAAAUCUCAAAUAUCCGAUGCUGAAUCCAGGAGCUGUGCCUGUUGAGUUUAUUUACCUACAUAUAUAUAUAUAUAUCUGGAGAUAUUGUUUAGUUAGUUAUGUGCCCUAGUUUACCAUAAGCAUACACAAAAACACACACGCGGUAUGUGCGCCUAUAUAUAGACCAUCUAUAAUCAUCUAUUUUUGCUAUCUAAAAACGGAAACUUACAGAAAAUGAAGCUAACUUCGGCUAGCCGAUGUCGUAAUAUUAUAAAUAUACCAACGAAAAGGGUAUAAAUAUAUAUAUUUCACUUUUGCUUCGCUUCACAUAAGAAUGCAAAUGAAAUGCGUCGAAUUAAUCGACCGCAGGGCUUUGAACCUUUGUGAAAAAAAAACGCUUUGUUGCCUUGAAAAGUGUCAUUCUCAAAAUCAAAACCAGUUUUUACCCUAUAUUUGGUGUAUUCUUUUUUUCUUAUUUCUUUUCAUUUGCCAAUCCAAUUUUACAUGUACAUUUAGUUAGGCCCAAAAUAAACCUUAAUAGAUUCAAUUGAA
Molecule: messenger RNA, 2460 nt
Organism: Drosophila takahashii
Lineage: Eukaryota; Metazoa; Arthropoda; Insecta; Diptera; Drosophilidae
Product: protein SPT2 homolog
Biological process (GO): transcription by RNA polymerase I; nucleosome assembly
Cellular component (GO): nucleolus
Molecular function (GO): histone binding; DNA binding
Source: RefSeq, a predicted model, not a curated record